GUCUGUCACGUUGUACGCAAGUCUGCCCCGUCACUAUGGCUGCAAGAGACGCGAGACGGUGAGAGCUUACUGCAACAAACGCAGCAUUUAAUAUGAAAACUGAUAGCUAAGGUUCACGUUCAGUGAGAUCAUACAUCAGCUGACAUUCAGGGUUGGUUAGUGAUAGCUGGUUGGAUUUGUUCAUAAACAUCGUCUAGCAGUGGUACGUUAAUGUUAUGUAGAAACCCUUUGAAUUUCAGAGCUCACAUUCCUACUUAACGCAGUAACCAAACGGUGGUUACCAUUUGGUCGAAAUGGCUAAAAUGUACCACAAAGACAAAAGCAUUCCGAUAAAGAGCAGCGCCUCUGCGUUGUACAACAACCUGAGCGUCCUGCGCAUCGCGCCGCGCUGCCUCACCUAUUUCACCGUGGUCCAUGCCAACGUUGUAAAUAUGGUUAGCGCUUCUUGGGACGGGCUGAACUAUUCCCAUCGACAGCUGCAGUCGAAAGAGGGCAACGUGGCCACCAGCUCCUCACUUAUUAUGCAGGCAGCAUGGUGUGUCCUGCCCUCGAGAGAUCUGCUUGUCCUCACUUCUCAGAAAGGAAUUCAGAUGUACGAAUCGGAUGGAUCCAUUAUGGUCUAUUGGCAUUCGCUGGACACUCCAGAAACCCCCACAGCUAAGGCAGUGUUUGCACGAGGAAUUGCAGCAGUGCGGGAAAAAUACAUUUGUGUUGGAGUCUCAUCUGGAUCAGUUCUUGUGUUCGAUGUUCCCAAUAAAGGCAGUAACAUCACCCUGUCUGAGGUUCUGGAGGAACACAAAGAGGCCAUCACAGAUAUGGCCUCCGAGUGUUCAGGCAAUCCGGAGUGCAUUGCUGAUUUAGUUAGUGCUGAUGAUUCAGGCCUCCUCUGUGUGUGGAAAUCAGGAGAUGAUUUUCAGUUGCUCAACAAGAUCCCUGGUUUUGAUACAAGUUGUUCCUCAGUAAAGCUGUGGAAGGGGACAGUGAUUGCAGGCUAUGGGACAGGGCAGAUUCGUCUGUAUGAGGGAGUCACAGGGAUACUGCAUGCAGAGGUCAAUGCUCAUGCACGCUGGAUCUACUCUUUGGACAUUGCCCCUUUCACUGGCCUGCUGCUUUCUGCAGCUGAAGACUCUUGGGUUAGAGUGUGGCAUCUGAGCGUGACCCCAGAAACUAACAGCGUAGAGAUCGAGCACAUGUACAAUGAGUGCGUAACUGAUACUCAGAUCUGUGGAGCCAAGUUCUGUGAUGGGGAUGGCUACGCUUUUGCAGUGACUGGCUACGACUUGAGUGAAAUUAUUCGCUACACGCAGGCAUAGGUUUUCCUGUACAUUAGCGUACUGCUUGUGUAUGUAUCUUUGGUGUGUAAGGAUCAUUUGCUACAGUAUAUUCUCCUAUGGCAUGUUCCAUAGGAAUAAAGUAAUGUCUGGACAUUAUAUUUGUGUAUUCCAUGUGAUAGUGUGCAACCAUAAUGUACAGGAUCAGUCUGGAUAUAUCUGAAAUGGGCUAGAAGCACAACUUGAACAACAGGUGGCAGUGUUUUUAAUGGUCUGUUUGUGCUGCCAGUUUUGGCAAAUACAAAAUACACGUUCUGCCCUGAUAUUGGAGUAAAUGUCAUUACAGUCAUGUUUUGUGAAUGUAUAGAUUUCCCCAUUAAAGGCGGAGUCCACGAUGUUUGAAAAACACUUUGGAAAAGGAGACGGGCCGACUACCAAAACACACUUAUAGCCAAUCAAAUCAAAUCAAAUGCCGAGUUGCGUAUGUGUGGGGUGGGUCUAUCAACAGAAGGUCCAGAUUCUAUUGGGGUAGGGGGGUGUUUGUUUAGGUGAUUUCAAAUAUCAACAUUGGCUAUCAAACAUCAUUUAAUCUGGGUCAAAAACAUGAUAUAAACAAAUAUUUUUCUAUUAGUAUUUUGUUGUUUACAUUAUUUGUAUAAUUUUAUUCACAAUUACAUAAUGUCAGAUAUUAUUAUUUUGCUUUAGUAAAUCAAUUUAUCAGACUUGCCGGUUUCCUUGACUUCAGUAAGACAAAAUAAUGGUACAGUACAGUGUUUAUUUAUUUCAUUUGAAUAUUUUAAAUGUGAAACACUGCAUAUUGUGUUUUUCUGAUGGACAUUUUAUAUUUAUUGUUUUACCUGUUUUAUUGAAACAUUGAAAUGUAUGCACUGUUUCAAGGUAAAAGCUGCCAGUGUUUCACAAUAUUUUGUUGUGUUUAUUUCUGUUCUGUUAUUUUUAGUGUAACUGUAGACCACUAUAUUAGUGACAAUCCAGCAAAAAAAUGAAUAUUGUUUUGGCUUUUGUUGUAAUUACAAAUAUGUACCAGU
Molecule: messenger RNA, 2317 nt
Organism: Misgurnus anguillicaudatus (oriental weatherfish)
Lineage: Eukaryota; Metazoa; Chordata; Actinopteri; Cypriniformes; Cobitidae
Gene: wdr54
Product: WD repeat domain 54
Molecular function (GO): protein binding
Source: RefSeq, a predicted model, not a curated record